AUGCUUUCAUUAAACAACAAAUUCAAAAAUAGUUUUGACGAUUUAUUUUUCAGUCGUGAUAAGAAUAUGGCAGGACCAAAAUCGAGAAGAUUAAGAAGUAGAGAAUCUAGAAGCAUGGUUUCUAAUUCAUUACAACCAAGAAGCGAUACAAGAAGCAAACUAAACAGAGAUGAGUCGAGGCUGACACUGUUUAUUGACGAUGAUUUUUUUGGUGGACAAUUGAAUUUGUUCGAGAAUACAAACAGAUUCUUUGAUGACAAUAGCCACCUUGAUGUUCAAGAAGAUGCUAAUAACUACUUGGUAUCCUACAGAGAUAAAGAUAUAAAAAAUAAAGAAUUAAAUGUCAAAUAUCUUAACAAGGAACAUGAAUUAGUAGUUUCUUCAAAGUUAAAGAAAUGCGACAAAUACAACGGAGCUGAUGGUAAUUCAGAAAGUACAUUCUCCAGUUCUUCUGAAAACCGUAUCAGAUUAAGUAAGCCUGUGAACCAUGAAGCUACAAAAACUACAAUGGAAAAUGAUUGUCUCAGGUUGACCAUUCCAAAGCUUGAGGCAGAUGAAAAUAUUUUCAGAAUAGAAGAUGAUAACGACCAAGAACAAAAAGUUAUUACACCAGCUAUAACUGAAAUUAACGAACCUUUUAAUGAAUAA
Messenger RNA from Debaryomyces tyrocola, 648 nucleotides. NCBI's taxonomy places the organism in Eukaryota, Fungi, Ascomycota, Pichiomycetes, Serinales, Debaryomycetaceae. The record is from the annotation of a GenBank genome assembly.